Molecule: messenger RNA, 2079 nt
Organism: Ostreobium quekettii
Lineage: Eukaryota; Viridiplantae; Chlorophyta; Ulvophyceae; Bryopsidales; Ostreobiaceae
Source: the annotation of a GenBank genome assembly
AUGGCGAAGAAAGUGGGGAACCUGUGGGUCCUGUGGAACGGCAAGAUAUUCAUAGGUCCUGACUGGAAGUCAUUGAUGGGCACUUUUUUUCUGAUUCUGAUACCAUCAAUUUUGUUUCUGUCGCUGAUUGCCCACGACGUAGGGAAGGGUAUCCUGGGGCUGUCCCUUUUGCUUGUGGCAUUUGUGUUGGCGAUGCUGGGGUUCACUGCAUUCUCCAACCCCGGCAUCAUCCCCAGACAAUCAGCGCCUGUUGAUGCAAAUGGGGACCCAAGGUUCCUGCCGUUCCCAAGAACAAAGGACUUCCUUAUCAAUGGCUACAGAGUGACGACCAAGUACUGUGCAACUUGCAACAUAUAUCGACUUCCGAGGUGCUCGCACUGUGCAAUGUGCAACAAUUGUGUGGAGAAAUUCGACCACUACUGCCCAUGGGUGGGGACGUGCAUUGGAAGGAGGAACUACCGAUAUUUCCUUUCUUUCGUGCUGUCUGCAACACUCCUCUGCAUUUACGUUUUCUCAACAUCCCUUUCACGACUGGUCCAGUUGUCGGAGAAGCACCAUCACUCGUUUAACAAGGCAAUGUCGAAAGAGCCCACUGCGAUCGCACUGAUAGUGUACACAUUCAUUGCUGCGUGGUUCGUUGGGGGCUUGAGCGUUUUCCACAUGUACCUGGUGGUCACAAACCAGACCACUUAUGAGCACUUCCGCAGGAAGUUUGGCCGGAGCGGCAAUCCCUACUACAAAAGUCUGGCAAGAAAUAUUUUUGAGGCCCUUUUUCAAGUGAGCCCUCCCUAUGGAUGGGAUGGUGACGGUGCGCAGCCGCAGACUGGUGCAGCACCGCAGCCUGGCUCACUGGAGCUUCCAGUUUCUUUUCUGACAGAUGCCACAUUGGCUUCCGUUGAGAAACAGAAUAACCCACCACAAAGGCCUCCUUCCAGCUCCAGGGCCCCGAGCUCCCGAACAUCUUCGCAGACGGGGCCGUGUGGAUUCAUGCAAACAGGCAUGCUAAGCCCUUGCCCACACACUGCACGAGAAGGACCUGCAGACGUGAGCUCCAUUGACUAUCAGGAUAGCAUAUACACGACAGCAUCCUCAAUCGUGGAGGAACAGGUGCAGUCGAGGCUACCGGCGAUGACAAGCCAGUCCAUGCAGUCGAUGCCUUCUUCUUUUCUGAUGGAAGCUGAGCCUGCAGGUGGCUGUGGGCAGCACCCUGAUGGAAGCCCAACAGUGAAGGGUGCCAGCUCAUCAACGGCACCACAGCCAGCAUCAGAUGUUGCCGAGGAUCUAAGCUCACACAACGAGCAGGGCAAUGAAGAUGGGGCCAGCUCUGUGAGUGGUGUGACGGCCCCUUCCAGCCAGGCUGCUCUUACAGCUGGCAGUGGGGACUUCAGUCAGUUUGGUGAGGCGGCUGCCUCACCAACAGUGCCUGGUGACCCAGGACUCCCUCACCGAGGUCUGGCAGCGAAAGGGGAAACGAAGUUGAAGCAGCUUGCCCAUUUGCUGCCGCACAGCCUCUCGCGCACACAGUAUGACGAGCUGAAAGAAGGGCCCAGCCCGCCAGAGGCAGGACCCCAACGGCAAGCUUCCAAAGCGCCAUCGUGGUCUGAGCCUCAUCAUGGUUCGGGCUCCGCGCCCGGUAGCCCGAAUCCGAUGCGCGGCAUCGAGGGGAUGAUGGGUGGCCUUGGGAGGAAACGAUACAGUGAACUUGUCGAUGUCCAGGGUCCCCAAGUUUCAGCUGCCUCUGACACGAAGUCAACAGACUCAGCCCCAAGUGCCAGCCGGUCCAGCACAGACACUGCGCCCUCCUCUCUGUUCUCACCCGGCAAGCUUCUGCGGACUUUCGGUCGAUCCAACAGUGCCCAAGCUGCUCGGCAUUUGGAGGAAGGAGGCCACCAUCGAAGCAGGGGUGAAUCCGAUUCCUCGGCAUCUGGGGUUGUGGAUGAAAUUCCCGAGGACAUGCUGGCAGAGUCGGCGCCCCAGAAUGAUAAAGGCGUGAUGGAGGUCGUCAGUCGAUCGCUGUUUAGAAAAGGUGGCAGGCACAGCCGGCACAGCAGCAUUGACCCACUGGCAGAUAAGCUUUGA